Molecule: messenger RNA, 5116 nt
Organism: Herpailurus yagouaroundi (jaguarundi)
Lineage: Eukaryota; Metazoa; Chordata; Mammalia; Carnivora; Felidae
Gene: SH3RF3
Product: SH3 domain containing ring finger 3
Exons: 10
Coding region: 1-2097 (698 amino acids)
Molecular function (GO): protein binding
Source: RefSeq, a predicted model, not a curated record
AUGGAGAGUCCACCACCCCAGAAGAAGUGGCAGACUCUUUCCCAGCUUCCCUAUGGGAAAGCUCUCUACAGUUAUGAGGGGAAAGAACCCGGCGACCUCAAGUUCAGCAAGGGCGACAUCAUCAUCCUGCGGCGCAGGGUGGAUGAGCACUGGUACCAUGGGGAGCUGCACGGGGCUCAUGGCUUCCUGCCCGCCAGCUACAUCCAGUGCAUCCGGCCCUUGCCACAGACCCCGCCCCAGGGCAAAGCACUUUAUGAUUUCGAGAUGAAGGACAGAGACCAGGACAAGGACUGUUUGACCUUCACCAAGGAUGAGAUCCUGACUGUCAUCAGAAGAGUGGAUGACAACUGGGCGGAAGGCAUGCUGGGAGACAAGAUUGGGAUCUUCCCCCUGCUGUAUGUGGAGCUCAAUGACUCAGCCAAGCAGCUCAUUGAGAUGGACAAGCCGUGCCCAGCUGCUGCAUCUGGCUGCCAUGCCUCCUUGCCCUCUGACCCUGGCGCGGCAGCCAGUGUGGCCCCAGGACCCACAUUAAGCAGCACUGGGGCAGUCAGUGCCUUUCAGCGGCGUGUGGACAGCAAGAAGAAUGCCAAGAAGCGCCACUCCUUCACUGCGCUCAGUGUGACACACAAGUCCUCCCAGGCCACCAGCCACAGGCACUCCAUGGAAAUUAGUGCUCCGGUCUUGAUCAGCUCCAGCGAUCCCCGGGCUGCAGCCAGGAUUGGUGACCUGGCUCAUCUGUCCUGCAGUGCUCCUGCCCAGGACUCCUCCUCCUCGGCCGGACCCGCCCCAGCGGCUGAACAGCAAGGCACAGCUCCCAAAGUCCAGCUGCCCCUCAACGUGUACUUGGCGCUCUAUGCUUACAAGCCCCAGAAGAACGACGAGCUGGAGCUGCGAAAGGGCGAGAUGUACCGCGUCCUAGAGAAGUGUCAGGAUGGCUGGUUCAAGGGGACAUCCUUGAGGACUGGACUGUCUGGGGUGUUCCCAGGAAACUACGUGACGCCCGUCUCCAGGGCUCCGGUAGGAGGGGCUGGGACACCGCGGAAUAAUGUUGUUGGAGGGUCUCCACUGGCCAAAGGGAUGGCCACAACCAUCCACCCAGGUGGUGGAAGCCUGAGCAGCCCAGCCACUGCCACGAGGCCAGCCCUUCCCCUCACCACACCCCAGGCCCAGCACCAGGCGGCCGCCCCCCCAGUGGGCAGUUGUCUGCGGCACACAGCCCAGCCGGCCACCAGCCAAGCCCGGGGCACUGUCCCCACAGCUGCCCACUCCUCAGCCCAGGCUCAGGACCGACCAACAGCCACCGUGUCGCCCCUGCGCACCCAGAACUCCCCGUCCCGCCUGCCCACCGCCAGCCUCAGGCCCCACUCCGUGGUGUCCCCACAGCACAUCCACCAGCCCCAGGUGCAGACGGUCAUCGGGGCCCAGUGCCCCCGGCCGGCCAUCCCGCUUACGUCUGCAGCGUCAGCCGUCACACCUCCCAAUGUCAAUGCCGCCAACCUCAACGGGGAGGCUGGAGGGGGGCCUGUCAGUGGCCUGUCGACAUCCAGCCCCACCAACACAGGAUGCAGACCAGAUGAGAAAAAAAAUGAGAAGAAAGAGAAGAAAAGUGGGCUGCUGAAGCUUCUUGCUGGGGCGUCUACCAAGAAGAAAUCUCGCUCUCCACCAUCCAUUUCUCCAACCCACGAUGCCCUGGUGGCAGUGGACACCUCACUCCAGGGUGCCGUGGGACCCGAAGUAUCCUCACUGUCCAUCCAUGGCAGGGCAGGGUCCUGCCCCAUAGAGAGCGAGAUGCAGGGUGCAGUGGGGAUGGAGCCACUGCACAGAAAGGCAGGCUCCUUGGAUCUGAACUUCUCCUCAUCUCCCUCCAGGCAAGCGCCUCUCUCCAUGGCUGCCAUCCGUCCGGAGCCCAAGCCUUUGUCCAGGGAGAGGUACCGCGUGGUGGUCUCUUACCCUCCCCAGAGCGAGGCAGAGAUCGAGCUGAAGGAAGGUGACAUUGUCUUUGUGCACAAGAAGCGUGAGGACGGCUGGUACAAGGGGACCCUGCAGAGGAAUGGCCGCACCGGUCUCUUCCCGGGAAGCUUCGUAGAGAGCUUCUGAGGACACACUCUCCACACCCCACUCCCCAGGCAUGAAGGCUCCCUGGGAUCCCCAGGGCACAACAAGGGAAGUCAAGGCUGUCCUGAGGGUCCCAGGUCCCUUUCAAGGCUCCUGACAUGGCCACCCUGGAUGGGGGUGGGAGCCCAUAACCCCCAACCAAGAGCACACCCUGGGGUUGUUCUCUGACAAAAUGCUUCCCUCUGCGUAAACUGUAAAGAAAUAUCUUUGAAAAGAGAAGCUGCUGAUGCGGGUUGAUUUGCUCUGUGACUUACUGCUAAGCUGCAGCAUUCUUGUUUGCUGCCUAUGCAAGGCCGAAAGCUGCAGAAGGGCUGUGGGGGUUGGGCGGUGGGCAUGGCGCCCAGGGCGUUUGAAGAUUGUCUUUAUGGGUUGCCCUGGGCUUCUUGGGGGGGGGGGGUCCAGAUUGCUCCAUCACCUCUCUAUAUACCUCAGUCACCUGCCACCUGGCCACUCAGCAAGGGUGUUCCUGGCCCAGGGCCUUUGCUGGGUCCCCAGAGUCCCUGGGGAAGCCCAGCAUGCAGCUCCUGUUGGAGGCGCAAGAUCGCACUUGGCUUUGUUUCCUGCCCAUCGUAUUAUAAGCCACAUGUUUCGUUUUGCCGCCACUGUCCCUUUGCAUUGCUUCUUUCUUACAACAUCUUUUUAAAGUAAAGCUGUUAGACUUUCUAUAUUUCUAAUAGGUCAUACAUUGCCUAUUUUUCAUACAUCUGGUGCUGCCUUUUUGUAAAACCAAUAAUGACUUGGUUGAGCUUGAAAGAAAAAAUGUCUGAGAUGAUAAUCAAGUGGGCAGAAUUUUUAUAUGUACCAUGUGAAUUUUGGAAAACUGAAAAGUCCACGCACUCAAUAUCAGUGUUGGCUACUAUUCUGUGGAUAAGAGGGAAUCCAUUUAAGUGGUUGGAGGGAGUUUAGAAAAAGCCAAUUUCUUUAAACCUUUACCAAAGCCCCAUGCUAUGUCUAGACAGUGGUAAUUAUUAUUCAAGAACUGGAAGCAUUUCAAGUAAGGGUCACUAUAAUUGCCUUUUGUGUGGCAGUAAAAAGAACAUGAAGGUCAACCCCAGCCUAGGAAGGCAGAAUUUUCCUUUUAUUGCUUUAGAGAAAAUGACUACAAUUAGCAUUAUCAAAGUAUGAUUUCUCACUACUGAAAUGUGUAGUUUUUAACCACAAUUCAGGUUUCCCACCCUAUGAUGGGUUUGUCUUUUUUUUUUUUUUUUUUUUAAUAAAUGUGUCCCUAUCAGGCAGUACAAAUAUUGGUCUAGAGACUGGAAGUACAAUGAGGAGAACAAGGGAUUUGAGGUAUUGCUGCAGAUUUGAAGAAUUCAAGGGAGCUGGGAGAAGAGACAGGAUGAAGAAUACCUUUGAUCCUGGGACCUUGCCCUGGGUGGAGUCCAUUGAGGCCUCUUCAUGAGCCCAGCAGCCCUGACCUGCCAUAGAAACAGACUGGAGAAGCCCUGUCAUGCAGGCAGUCUUGUUCUCAAGAGAUUCACACCUUAAGAAUACAUUCUUGUCAGUUCAGAGUCACAAUUCAUAAACUCCCUCUCUCUUUAUUUUUAUAAAGUGACUCAAGUUUAAAUUAGGCUGACUAAAUUAGCCUUUGGUAACAUAGGAUCUCCCUGGUUUUCAAGGAUGCAACAAAAUCCAGAAACACAUUCCCUUGCCUGGUGGAAUGCCUUUGAAAUACAAAACACUUAUUUUCAGAGCUCCUAUUUGGGGAUGUGACUUGGCUAUUUGUUACUGCCAGGUGGCUACCAUGACAGUGGGAUCACACCUAGACAAAGGCUCUUCUCCUCUCUCCAGAUAAUCAUAGAUUUAAUAGACUUGAGAAAUUUGUUCUGAAUCAAAGAAAGAUGAAAUCCAACUUAAACCCAGGGAGCCCUACGUGAGUUAAUGACAACCAGAAGGUAUCCAUUUGCCAUUGGUGCCAAAUUAGUUGUCUGCCAUGCACAAAAAUCAUGUGCUUGUUUAAAAUCAUGCCAUCACCAAAAAUGUGCAUGGAUUAACACACUGACGGAGACACAUGUUCCUCAGUGAGACCAGAACUAACUCACAUCCCCAGAUAAUAAGGAAAGCCUUUUUAUUUUUUUUUUUUAAUGAAGGCAGUUACCAAGCAACAGAAUAGACUAACUUGGACCUUCUUUCCUCUCUCAGCCACCACCCACACAAUGCUCGUGGUAGGUAGGAAUUGAUAAACAGCCUAGUGACUGUGGGUGAGGCAGCCCCCCACCAGGGCCCAGCACCCCUCACAGCAGAGAGCUGGGCGAGUAUCCAGUGCCUUUGCAAGGCAUCAACUGGACCUUCUUGUGGCAGAGUUGGGUCAGGUAUUGGUAUGACUUUGGGAAGGAAGGGAUGCCAUAGGCCAGCCAUCACCAGGACAUCCUUUCAGGUGGGGCUCCCAGAGAGCAGGGAAGUACACAACCAGCCCUGGUGCUUUGGGCUGUUUUCAAACAUAUUCAGCCAAAUCCAUCAGCCUUUAUGACCAUUUGGCCCACAGACAAGGGCAAGAGCAGAAUUAGACCCUUUGGGAUAUCUUGCCCUAAUGGACAAACUCAUUUUGGCUACUAAGAUGAAACCAACACCUUACCUGAACCCUCACUGUCUACCCUGGCCCAGCAACUUACACAUCUUGGUUAUCAGUGGCAUUUGGCAGCCAAGGUGACUUGCUUUGAGGAAUGCAGUAGAGUUCAUAGACACCAUUGAGCAAGGUCAGUGGAUGAGGACAACUGGUCCACCAAAGGGCCACAGAAGCAGAGUGGGGAGACAGUGGGCAGGCACUUCCCUGGCAGCCUCAUAUUAUGAAUUCCAGACUCUGGCACCCCAAACAAGCUCAGCUGCCUGGCUGAGAAGUUCUUUGUACUUUGCACAGUUCACACACACACACACACACACACACACCAAUGUUUUUGUUACACACAAAUGUCAGCGUGUGAUUUUGGAUGAAUUUGACAGUGAUGACAAACUAUGAUGCCUGUGUUUCUGAGUCUUUAAAUAAAAAUGAACAUGGAGAGGU